This is a messenger RNA of Boleophthalmus pectinirostris (great blue-spotted mudskipper), 1136 nucleotides long. RefSeq names its product LSM12 homolog b (gene lsm12b). NCBI's taxonomy places the organism in Eukaryota, Metazoa, Chordata, Actinopteri, Gobiiformes, Gobiidae. The record is from RefSeq and is a predicted model, not a curated record. The transcript has 5 exons. Bases 38 to 628 code for a protein of 196 amino acids. Gene Ontology annotation, molecular function: RNA binding.
UACGUGAGGCAGGCGCUCCGGUUUCCUGGCGGAGAAGAUGGCGGCUCCUGGACCGGGGGAGUAUUUCAGCGUCGGGAGCCAUGUCUCUUGCCUCACCUGCUUGGGCCAACGACUUAAUGGAGAAGUGGUCGCGUUUGAUUACCAGUCCAAGAUGUUAACUCUGAAAUGUGCUUCCUCCAGCGGUAAGCCAAACCUCAAUGACGUCAUCCUGAUCAACUUAGCCUAUGUUUCUGAUGUGGACAUAAUAAAUGACCGCACUGAGACCCCUCCUCCUCUAGCAUCUCUGAAUGUUAGCAAGCUUGCCAAUCGAGCACGGACGGAAAAGGAGGACAAGCUGUCCCAAGCCUAUGCAAUCAGUGCUGGGGUUUCUGCAGAGGGCCAACAGCUAUUCCAGACUAUUCACAAAACCAUCAAAGACUGUAAAUGGCAGGAGAAGAACAUUAUUGUGAUGGACGACGUCGUAAUCUCACCGCCUUACCAGGUCGAGAACUGCAAGGGCAAAGAGGGAAGCGCUUUAAGUCAUGUACGCAAAAUAGUUGAGAAACAUUUUAGAGACUUGGAAAGUCAGAAGUCCAUGCAACGUUCACAAGCACAGCAAACACAGAAGGACUCCACUUUAUCUUCUUGAGUCGGCAGUGCGGCUCGGCCGGGAGGCGAUGAGGCGUCCUGUUCCCACUGCCAGACCAAGUCGGCAUUCCUUGUCCUCAGUCUGAGACCACAAGGGGGAGCACUGAGGGCCCUGGAUCCUGAAGAUCAAAAUACCAAUAAAUGAAAAAGACAAAAAAGAAAGAGGAUUAAAAUCUUAAAUUAGACUUUAUAAAGAAUAAUUUAAACAUGAACCAUAAAGCCACCAUAGUUUCCUUGACUAACUUGUCUCAUCUGCCCCAUUCCUCCCCCUCUCCCUGACGCCUUUUCUUUUCCGCCCUCCUUCCUUUGCCUUCAGGUCCAUUUCAAAAAGAGAAAACUAGAGCAGUCAGAAAGGCUUGUUAGCUUUAUUUUCUGUCAUUGUUUCCUUUUUUUGCUGUAUCCAUGUUCUACUGUCUGUAUUUUCUGUAUUUUAAAACAAAAUGUGACUUGAAACGCCACACUUUAAAGGACAUUUUCUAAAAUAAAAGUAACAAAAAUUCUGACUGUAA